This is a messenger RNA of Vicia villosa (hairy vetch), 1746 nucleotides long. RefSeq lists its product as uncharacterized. The record is from RefSeq and is a predicted model, not a curated record. The transcript has 3 exons. The coding region runs from base 1 to 1746 and encodes 581 amino acids. Lineage: Eukaryota; Viridiplantae; Streptophyta; Magnoliopsida; Fabales; Fabaceae.
AUGGAUGAAUUUGAUAAAGAGACAUUUGCCAGCAAAUUCACGGCUAGUGAACUUGCUACUAUUCUCUCCGAAACCUAUCUAAGGAAUGAGAGACUAUAUGCAAGAAUGUUGGAGGAUAGAAAUACCUACACUCUCCUUCAAGAGGAAAACGUAAGCCUCCGGUCAAACAUUGAGGCUCUGGAAAGAAAGAUUCUUGUCCCUUUAAACUUUGUGCUUCCUGAGUCAAAUGACAUUGCGCAUGUUAGUGACAAUGCUGGCAACUAUGUCCAAGCAAAUAAUGAUAGGAAUGCAAAUGUUAAUGAAGAAAAUGAUGCUGUGAAUAUGGAUGUGCAUGUGGAUGACAAUAAAAGGAAUGAUGGUGUAAAAGAUACUGUUGGUAAGGACGGUGUUAUUGUUAAUAAUGAUCACACUGAGGUUCUUGGUGGUACUGUGUACAAUGAAGAGGUACCUAGUAUUGUUUCUGCUGAUAAGUGUGUGAACCACACUAAAGAUGGUCAAACUGAAGAAAAAGAACCAGAGAAGACUCAGGUUGAUAAAGUAAUCAACCUUGAUGAUCUCUCUGAUGAUGACCUGGUUGCUUCUAUCAAUCCAAGCAUAGCCAAAAGGCUAAUGAGGAGGAAAGGAAAGCAAGCUGUAGCUGAGGACUCUCAGAAGGAAAAGGCUGUGGUUUAUCCCACUUCUGUUGGACCCAAAAAGCCAUGGAGCAAAGUGGUGCCUAAGAAGAGAAAGGAUAGAAUCAUUGUUGAAAAUGAGUCAGAUUCUGAUGUUGCUAUGGAUGUCAAUGACAUUCAUCCCAAGAAGAAGGUCUCUACUAGCAAGCUUGCUGCUAGUGUCCCUGAAGUACCUAUUGAUAAUAUUUCCUUUCACUAUCCAUCCAGUGUACUCAGAUGGAAAUUUGUCUAUCAGAAAAGACUGGCCUUAGAGAGAGAGCUUGCUCUAAAUGCUCUUGAGUAUGAAGAGAUUAUGAACCUGAUUCAUGAAGCUGGACUGAUGAAAACUGUGACCCAAUUCACUAAGUGUUAUGAAGUCCUUGUGAAGGAGUUCAUUGUGAAUUUACAUGAAGACUGUGGCAAUAAGAACACUAAGGAGUAUCUGAAAGUGUUUGUCAAGGGAAAAUGUGUUAAUUUCUCUCCCACUAUGAUUAACAAAUUUCUGGAUAGAUCCAAUGAAGCUCUACUAGAGUUGGAAGUAUCUGAUAAUCAAAUGUGCAAAGUAAUUACUGUUGGACAAGUGAAGACAUGGCCUGUUAAAAGGAAGCUCAAUGCUAGCAAACUAAGUGUAAAGUAUGCUAUACUUCAUAGGAUUGGAGCUGCCAACUGGGUGCCAACUCAACACAAGUCUACAAUUUCUGCUAUCCUAGGUAAAUUCAUCUUUGCUAUUGGUACUAAGACCAAAGUUGACUAUGGAACUUAUAUUUUUGAGCAAACUUUAAAGCAUGCUGGAACACAUGUUCAUGAUGUUGUCACAACAUCAGCUGGACCAUCCAAAGAUAGCACAACUACGAGUAAAGCUGCUAUGAUUGCAAUACUCGGAGAAACUUGUAAGGAUCUAGAGUCCAUAAAAUUGGCUCUUGAAAAAUUGAUCAGCUCCCUUGAAACGGAUGAAGGAGCUGAGUGUGCAGAUACUGACGUGGAGGAACACGGUGAAGAUGAUGGUGGAUCAGACAGUGAGAUUGAGAAAGAAGCCAGUCCUGAUGAUGGCACUGAUGAAAGUGUUGAACUCAGUAGCUCUGAGUCUGAAGACUGA